Messenger RNA from Phyllotreta striolata, 423 nucleotides. The record is from the annotation of a GenBank genome assembly. Lineage: Eukaryota; Metazoa; Arthropoda; Insecta; Coleoptera; Chrysomelidae.
CAACUGUCAAUAUUGCCAAAUGUCAUCAAACUUCAAUGUCAUAAAAAGUAUAAAUAAAAAGAAUAAAAAGAUAUAAAAGGGGCCCCAAAUAGAAAAAUAAGAUGCUAAUUUCCAAAACAUUACCAGCAUUAAGGCUGUUGAAAAAUGCGAGCCCACGAAAUUUGGUUCAAGCUGUUAGAAACCAUGGCAGUUGUAACUACCGUAAAGGGGCUCCUGAACCUUCCAAACUUGUGAGGUACACAGCCGAAGGAAUUCAAGGAUUUGCAUGGUGGUGGAUUUUAUGGCAUAUGUGGACGGAACCCGAUCAUAUUCUAGGAGAAUUUCCGUAUCCUGACCCUUCUAAAUGGACCGAUGAAGAGUUGGGAAUCCAAUAGAAUGUCUUUAUUUUCUUAGUACGAAUUUUUUCUGCGUUAUAACUAGUCU